UACAGACGGCUGCUGCAAAGACUGACAGAAAGAGGAACAGCUAGAUAAAUGCAAAUUAAAAACGAAGGAAAAGGUAGUUCAGGCUGACUUUUGUGCCUUUCAAGUUUUGUAAUUUGAACUAUUGUGGAAAAUAGAGAAAAUGACGAGUCUUCUGUGCAUCACAAUGAUCUCCCUGACCCUGGCUGGCAGUGCAUGCAGUCAGUUGUUGCCCUAUCCAUCAACACCAACAGUCAAUAUCUUUGCAGCCGUAGGCACCGACGUCACCCUGCCCUGCCAGCUCCCAUUGAAAGAUGCCGAGGACUUUGAAAGCCUUGGUAUGCGAAUUAAAUGGACCAAAGUGGCCAAAGAUAAAGCCAUGAAUGAAGAUGUGCUGCUUUCAAUGGGAUUCCACAAGAAGACCUACGGAAGCUUCCUCGACCGUGUGUAUAUGAACGACGACGAUGAUGCCUCCUUAACAUUCAAAGAUGUCUCCACUGAUGACUCGGGCACAUACCGUUGCGAGAUCAUCAAUGGCUUUGAAGACUUUACGCAAGAGAUACUCUUGAAAGUGCAAGGAAGUCUCGCCAAGGGCGCUGUGUUCCCGUACUUCCCCAGGGAGGGCCGCUACAACCUGAACUACGCCCAAGCUACCAAGGCCUGUCUGCAUCAGAAUGCUUCGGUCGCCAACUUAGAUCAACUCCGUCAGGCCUGGAAGGACGGCCUGGACUGGUGCAAUGCUGGCUGGCUGAGUGACGGCACAGUGCACUACCCCGUGGUCAGAGCCAGAGGGCCUUGUGGGGGUAACAGAGGGCCCGGCCUCAUAAGCUAUGGAACUCGCAACAAACAGAACAGCCUCUACGACGUCUUCUGUUUUGCUACUGCACUCAAGGGACAAUUCUACUGGCUGGUCCAGCCUGACAGACUGACCUUUGGCGAGGCUGUGCAGGCGUGCCUAAACGAUGGGGCAGAGAUAGCCAAGGUGGGUCACAUCUACUCUGCCUGGAAGCUCCAAGGCUACGACCGCUGCGACGCUGGAUGGUUGGCUGACGGAAGUGUCCGCUACCCCAUCUCCAGGCCCCGCAAGAACUGCAGUCCCACAGAAGCAGCAGUGCGCUUCGUUGGGUUCCCAGAUAGGAUGCAAAAGUCUUAUGGCGUCUACUGCUACAAAAAGUAGUCGAGGCUGUAGGUAGGAACAGGGAAGCCAUAACCACCAAAGAGAAGCAAACACAACCAUUACAAUCCACCACACAGAAAAUAGGGUUUGUAACUAGUAUGAGCUCAAUGCCUUAAUGAAACUGUGAUAACUGCUAAAGAAAAACUGUACAUCGUACUUCCACAAGCAAUGAAGGAUAAAUUUGUAGCCAUGAAAUGUAUUUGUUUCUCACUCUAAUCGAUAAAUGAAUAAAUUCAACACAAACUGUUAGAAUAUAGGAACCAGUGCUGUAUCAGUGAUUUGAUAGAGAAGAGAACUUGAUGGUUUUGAAACAUCUAAUUUGGGGUUUUGGGGUUAGGAGUAUUCACACUCAUAUGGAGAUAAUUUUUAAACUUUAGAAAAUGAAUGUAAUAUAUGAAUAUAGUAUAUUGAUGGACUAUCCAUCAAUCUCCAGCAAUAGUUUCUGUAAGACCAACCCCCAGUUACACAUACAGUUGUUGUUUUUUACAUGUUUAUCUUUUUUCUAAAGACAAAAACAGAUUCUGUCUGAUUUUUUUGUAUAGUGUCGUUUUUUGUAAAUACAAAAAGCAAGAUUUCAGCGGGAUAAUGCAGAAGUACACAUCUUACCCUUUUUUACUGAACACAACCUUUUACCAAGACAUUCCCUGAUUUUCAAAAAGUUAACAAUUCCCUGCACUAGCUAGAACUACAACUAACAAAUGCUAAAAUUUGCUCCUUGACUGAGGAGACAGAGGUUAUGGGCUCUUAGGCGCACUGUCAUUAAACUGUGUCCAACGUCCAUCUUUUGGACAUGCAGAGCUGGAGCUCUAAAGGUUUUCCACAGCAAAAUGAUAGCGCCCCUUUUUAGGUACUAAUAUAAUAUUUUGUUUUACUUCUUCUAACCCCAGACACUGACUUAUGAUACUUACUGCAUGUUAAUCAUAUGGUCAAAUUGUUUGUAAAAGAAAAAGCAUCUCACACUUGCGCAUAUGUAUACACACAAAAGGGUGAAGAUGUUUUUGUGUCUUAUCACCGUGAAUCCUUUUCAACAAAGCAGAUUGAAAUAAAAAUGUUACUUUUAAAUC
Pungitius pungitius (ninespine stickleback) is the source of this 2217-nucleotide messenger RNA. RefSeq names its product hyaluronan and proteoglycan link protein 1-like. Gene Ontology annotation, molecular function: hyaluronic acid binding. The coding region runs from base 140 to 1153 and encodes 337 amino acids. NCBI's taxonomy places the organism in Eukaryota, Metazoa, Chordata, Actinopteri, Perciformes, Gasterosteidae. Gene Ontology annotation, biological process: cell adhesion; positive regulation of neuroblast proliferation; glial cell differentiation. The record is from RefSeq and is a predicted model, not a curated record. The transcript is spliced from 4 exons. Gene Ontology annotation, cellular component: synapse; perineuronal net.